Molecule: messenger RNA, 1824 nt
Organism: Manduca sexta (tobacco hornworm)
Lineage: Eukaryota; Metazoa; Arthropoda; Insecta; Lepidoptera; Sphingidae
Gene: wrm1
Exons: 3
Coding region: 249-680 (143 amino acids)
Source: RefSeq, a predicted model, not a curated record
UCUUUUCCGUAUGUAUAUUAUUAUAAUUCUCUUGGUUGGCAACACUGUAUUCGUUCGAGUAUCGCAUCGUUAUUCGUUAUUCCGUAGGUACUUGUUUGAUUUUAUUUGCGGAGUUUGUAGUUGAUAAAACUUUUACAUACUUACUUCUAAAAGUAGAUUUUGUCGGCAAAAUAUCUGUCAUUUAACAAAUUAAACGACAGUAAGUCAAGCCAGAUAUAAUACAGGUUGGCAUCAGUUAGUUGAACAUUAUGUCGCCAUAUGAAAUUAACCCUUACUUUACAGGGAAUGGGACGUACAAGCCGAUAAAUCCAAUACUGUCGAAACUUGGUGAUUUCACGCCGUUCUAUAUUGCAAUCGCGAUCUGUUCGGUGAUUUUUGGUUUUCUACUUAUACUGAACAUUGUUUGUUGUUGCUCAAGGUACUCCGAUUAUUGGCUGGACCGGCACACUGGUAAUCGCUGGUUGGUGUCCAUCUGGUCAGCAACACCACACAAACAACCACCACUUGACUUCACUGAGCUAAACAUCGACAAAGUACCCAUACAGGUUGUCCUUCCACCACAAACAGAGGAAUACUUGGACAUUGGGAGGCACGAAUCUGAACUGACAUCUAUAUCCCGCCAACCUCUUACCUCAUCUCAAGAAUAUUUAGAACUGCAUAAGAGAGAAAGUGAUAUAUAACCAUGUCUUUCCUCAUGUUGUACCCAGCUGUAGCAGUUCUUUCUCUGUUUGUAUUAAUGGUAAUUAUUUUAAUGCUAAGAUUUGGAAGUAAGUGGUGCAAAUUGCGUCACACUCCGCACACUUAUACAGAGUAUUGGAUUGAAGAUGAGGCAUAUGAACAAAAAGUUUCUUAUGCUUAGUCUUGUGCACAUGAAUUUUGAGCUUGUUGAUAUACAAGAACCAACAUUUUUUAUUAUUAAAUAAAAUUUUAUCUUUAUUUUCUUCAAUUAUGUUGAAUUCCCUUUCCUUCUUGUUCAAAUUAUUCAACAUUUGACUUUCUACUUUUUACAAUGACUCUUUACAUUCUCUUUCAAAUAACCCAUAACUUGACUCAGGUUGCAAUGGCUGCCGGCAGCCCUUUCAGAGUGAUUUUAAUGGACAUGAAAUGUAGUUGAUUUUAGUUAAACGAUGUUUCACAGCUCAGACAAUCCAGGAAUUUUAAAAUAAGAAUGCUUGUAGAUUUUUAUGUGCCUUUAAAGUUAGGCAGCUACUAUACAAGUUUUAUAUAACGAUAUGCCCUUAUUUUUCUAUGACCUCAAACUGUUAAUGUGUGUAAUUAUCUUGCUGUGCAAUCACUAUCAAGGUUUUGUUUUUAAGAAUAUUUUAAAAACAAAACCACAAUCAUAAAAUUUAUUCUAUUCAUAAUUAUGUAUUCUUGAAUUUAUUAUAGUAACAAUUCCAUCCAUUAAAGGUCUGAUAAUUAAACUAUAAGGUAUGUUAAGGUAUAGGUAUUAGGAUUUUUAUAUUUUUUUAUAUUAAUGAUAUGAUAUAGAAUGUGUGACAGUGUGUUCAAUGUUUAAAAUAUAAAAUACAUUGUAAGUUGCCUUUUGCCGAUUUCAUGUCAGUAAUGCAAUAAAAAGAAAGACAAUCUAUAAUUUUAAUUCAUUUGUCUUCUGUCAAUAUGUUAUUGAAAGUUGUCAUCAUUUUAUAUAUAAGUGGAACAUAAAUGUAAUGUUUCUUGUAAAAUGUUAAAUAUUUAAUUUGCAAUGGCUACAUCAUUAUGACAUUAACAAAAUGUAAUAAUAGGUAAAGAUACAAACCAAACAUUAUUGCACUUAUUGGGCCUGUUUGUACGUGUUAUUCGUAAAAUAAAAUAUCUUUUCUA